AUGGAUAGAAGGUCUGCUAGAAUAAAAGCAGAGUUGCAAAGAUAUGGUUGGAGAGUUUCGAAGAAGUUUAAAUAUAGGAAGGGAAGACCCAUAAAAGUCUAUGACAAACUGGCUGGUCUGACCUAUGAAAUGGACCUGGAAACAGCACGCACAAAUUAUCCAAACAGACUAGAGAGGUUAGAAGAAGAACGUCUUAUGAACAUGCCUUUCGAUGUUAGUGAACCUCAAGUUGAAGGACACGACGGCUUUGCCAGAUUCUACUGGAAACAUGACGAACAAUUGCAUCCUUUGAGAAGGAAAAAAGGAAAAGGUGAAGACGCACAUGCUCCCAUGGAAAGAACAAGAUAUGCAUAUGAAAAGUAUCGUGAAGUUAGAAGUCAAAUUACAUCUGGUCGAACCUUUACAGUAAACUUUGACGAAGGAAAGAACAAAGAAGGCUUCAUGGGAGUACUUGCUGCCAUACAAGACGGAAAUAAGAAAGGAUACAAUCUCAGACUAACCGUAACAGAUUUAGAUGGUCACAUUUACUAUGCGCAUGGCAAUGAACAAACAGCCGCACAACUUCUUGACGCUUUCAAGACUACAAAGAGAGAACAAAUGGUUGACUCCGACUCAGACAUUUUGAAUGCGAUUGAAG
Molecule: messenger RNA, 637 nt
Organism: Trichomonas vaginalis G3
Lineage: Eukaryota; Parabasalia; Trichomonadida; Trichomonadidae
Exons: 1
Source: RefSeq, a predicted model, not a curated record